AUGGCGAGCAGCUUGGACACAUUGUGUGGGCAAGCCUUCGGGGCAAGACAGUACCAUCUGCUCGGCAUCUACAAGCAGAGGGCAAUCCUCGUGCUCACUCUGGUGAGCGUUGUGGUUGCGGUGCUCUGGGCGUACACGGGACAGAUCCUCCUGCUCUUCGGCCAGGACCCAGAGAUUGCCAUGGGGGCAGGGAGCUACAUCCGGUGGAUGAUUCCAUCACUAUUCGCUUACGGAUUGCUGCAGUGCUACGUCCGGUUCCUCCAGACGCAGAACAUCGUCCUCCCGGUGAUGGUGAGCGCAGGCGUCACGGCGCUGAGCCACGUGCUUGUGUGCUGGUUGCUGGUGUACAGGCUUGGGCUGGGCAACAAGGGCGCUGCCCUGGCCAAUGGCAUCUCGUACCUGGCCAAUGUGUCAAUCUUGGCUAUCUACAUCAGGGUCUCUCCAUCCUGCAGGAGCACCUGGACAGGCCUCUCAAAGGAGGCGUUUCACGGCAUCCUUAGCUUCGUGAAGCUUGCUUUGCCAUCUGCGCUGAUGAUUUGUUUCAUUAGUAUUCAUGAUCCCCUCCGGUCUUGGGGCAGCCAUAAGCACCCGUGUUUCAAACGAGCUUGGUGCUGGGCGACCUGA
This is a messenger RNA of Triticum turgidum subsp. durum (durum wheat), 624 nucleotides long. NCBI's taxonomy places the organism in Eukaryota, Viridiplantae, Streptophyta, Magnoliopsida, Poales, Poaceae. The record is from the annotation of a GenBank genome assembly.